UACUGGAAAUAGUGGGCUGGUUAAAGCCCAUUAAGAAUUUUUGGCGGCCCACCUCUAACCCUAACUCUGUUAGGGGGUGUUUACAAAUAAAACCCUAACUACUUCCCGCAAAGCCAAAUCCGUCUCUUCGUACUCGCCUUCUCUGCAGAUUUCCGCCGCCGCCUCACACACGCUGCGCAACCACCUCAGCCAUGGCGCCGAAAAAAGACAAGGCUCCCCCGCCGUCAUCGAAGCCGGCGAAGUCCGGCGGAGGCAAGCAGAAGAAGAAGAAGUGGAGCAAGGGAAAGCAAAAGGAAAAGGUGAACAACAUGGUUUUGUUCGAUAAGGGUACGUACGAUAAGCUGCUGACAGAGGCGCCCAAGUACAAGCUCAUCACUCCAUCCGUUCUCUCUGAUCGUCUCAGGAUAAGUGGAUCCCUUGCAAGGAAGGCCAUCAGAGAAUUGAUGGCAAGAGGUUUGAUCAGAAUGGUCUCAGCUCAUGCAAGCCAGCAAAUUUACACCAGGGCAACCAACACCUAGGUGUAGUUUCGUGGGAUCGAGUAGCUCUGGAUGGGUUUUGUCAAAUUAGUUCUCUCUUUCUUUUAGCAUUUAUGCUGUGUUUGAACUCGGGAAGAUAUUAAGCUUGGGAUGUCUACUUUUUACUAUAUGUUAUUACCUGAGCAUACAAUUGUUGAAUUCGUUCAAAGUGAUGUUUCUCUUUUGUUGUUAUUGCAGUUUUUUUUUGUAGUUUUGCGGUUGGUCAUAUUAAUGAAAUGCGCACUUGUUGGAAA
This is a messenger RNA of Salvia miltiorrhiza (redroot sage), 769 nucleotides long. Its product is annotated as 40S ribosomal protein S25-2. Lineage: Eukaryota; Viridiplantae; Streptophyta; Magnoliopsida; Lamiales; Lamiaceae. Gene Ontology annotation, molecular function: structural constituent of ribosome. The record is from RefSeq and is a predicted model, not a curated record. The coding region runs from base 192 to 518 and encodes 108 amino acids. Gene Ontology annotation, cellular component: cytosolic small ribosomal subunit. The transcript has 4 exons.